This is a messenger RNA of Orcinus orca (killer whale), 6562 nucleotides long. RefSeq names its product HECT and RLD domain containing E3 ubiquitin protein ligase 5 (gene HERC5). The transcript has 23 exons. The record is from RefSeq and is a predicted model, not a curated record. Gene Ontology annotation, molecular function: ISG15 transferase activity; ubiquitin protein ligase activity. Lineage: Eukaryota; Metazoa; Chordata; Mammalia; Artiodactyla; Delphinidae. The coding region runs from base 202 to 3282 and encodes 1026 amino acids. Gene Ontology annotation, biological process: ISG15-protein conjugation; protein ubiquitination; ubiquitin-dependent protein catabolic process.
CGGGGCAGGGGCGGGGUAGGGAGGCUGCGGGUCCUCGACGCCGUCGUGCGUUGCGCUCGUUCCGCCUCCGCACCGCGACGCCUCGUGGCCCGUGGGCGCUCUCGCAGCGGCCGUCUCCCCCUUUCCUUGCCUCGCCACAGCUCGGUCUCUUCCGAAGGUCUGGAGAGCGGAGGCACUGCCGUGGAGCCCGGGAAAACGGUGAUGGAGCGGAGGCCACCGAGGAGGUCGCGGGGCGGCGGCGCGCGCUUGGCGCCCGGGCUAGUCCCCGCGUCCCGGCCCGCGGAGCUGCGGGGUGCGAAGCUCUGGCUCUUCCCCAGCGCCGACCCGCUCCGCAGCGCGCUGUCCCGGAGGACCGAGGCGACGCGCCAGAUGUGCUGCACGCGCGAACGCCUGGCUGUGCUGGAGCGCGGCGGCGCCGGCGUCGAGGUCCACCAGCUGCCGGCGGGGAGCGACGGCGCCAGGAAGCCGAAGUGCAUUAAGUUAGGGAAAAAAAUGAAGAUACAUUCCAUGGACCAAGGAGCAGAGCACAUGCUGGUUCUCUCCUCAGAUGGAAAACCAUUUGAGUACAACUAUAACAUAAAACAUGCAAGGUUUCAGUGCAUUUUACAAGAAAAAAAUAAUAUAAUUCAGAUCACAUGCGGAGAUUAUCAUUCGCUUGCACUCUCAAAAGGUGGUGAGCUUUUUGCAUGGGGACAGAACUCAGACGGCCAGCUUGGAGUUGGAAGAGGAUUUGCCUCGGUCCCUACACCGCAGAUCGUGGAGCACCUCUCAGGAGUCCCCUUGGUUCAGAUUUCUGCAGGAGAAGCCCACAGCAUGGCCUUAUCCAUGUCGGGAAACAUUUACUCAUGGGGGAGAAAUGAUUGUGGACAGCUGGGCCUGGGCCACACCGACAAUAAAGAUUCUCCUUCCCGUAUUGAAAUGCCGGACAAUCAGAAAGUUGAAUUUCUCGCUUGUGGUGGCUCUCACACUGCCCUGCUAACAAAGGGUGGGCUGGUGUUUACUUUUGGUGCUGGAAAGUAUGGGCAACUCGGUCACAAUUCAACACAGAAUGAGUUAAGACCCUGUUUGGUAACUGGACUCGUUGGGAAGAGAGUGACCCAGAUAGCCUGUGGAAGGCAGCACACACUUGCCUAUGUUUCUGAUUUGGGGAAGGUCUUUUCUUUUGGUUCUGGAAAAGAAGGACAACUGGGGAACGGUGGAACACAUAAUCAGCUGAUACCAUGUCCCAUGAAAUUGUCAUCAAAGGAAGAACUCACAUUUGAAAGCCAUACCUCAGAAAAGGAGUUAAUAAUGAUUGCUGGAGGAGAUCAAAGCAUUUUGCUUUGGGUGGAAAAAGAGAAUUCCUAUGUUAAUCUGAGGAGGAGAAUUCCUACCUUGAAUGAAGGCACUGUAAAGAGAUGGAUUGCUGAUGUGGGGACUAAACAGUGGCAGAAUACAAAAAGGGAAAUCAGAGAGAUAUUUUCAUCUCCUGCAUGUCUGGCUGGAAGUUUUUUAAGGGAAAGAAUAGCUGAAGAAACGAUGUCUCUUCAUUUGGACUUAAAUGCAGCAAGGGACACCUUUAUGGAGUUAACCCAAAAGGACUGGAUUACUAACACGGUGAUAACCACAUGUCUCAGGGAUACUCUGUUGAAAAAUCUUCCAUUUCAUUCUCCACAUCAAGAAGCUUUAGGAGUUUUCUUCCUUCUCCCAGAAUGUCCUGUGAUGCAUGAUUGUAACAACUGGGAGAGCCUGGUGGUUCCUUUCGCAGAGACUCUUUAUAAAAUGCGUGGCCAGUCGUCAGAGGUCCUAGAGGAAUAUUGGGCAUCUCUGCAAGAAGCUGCUUUCAUCAGACUGGUGCAGAUGUUUAAAACAGCCGUCAUUGCUCAGCUGAAUUACUGGGCUGGAACUACGGAGAAUAACUAUCACAUUAAAACUCUCCUAGAAAUGUUGAAAAAGCUGCACAGGGUAAACCAGACUAAAUGUCAGCUGCCUGAAAAUAUCUUCAAAGUAAAUGAACUCACACACUUGCUUGAUUUUUAUGAAGAUGCAUACAGAAGGACCGUCUGGAAAAUGGGCGCAGACACUUCAGUGGACAUCCACUAUCCUGUCAUAUUCAGUCAUUUUCCAUUUAUCUUUAAUAUUCUGUCGAAAGUUAAACUACUGUAUGCAGACUCACUUUUAAAAAUACAGGAGAAGAGAUGGCGAGCUUGCGCGAGUUUGGCUGGCAUCGUGGAACGAGAAAGGUCUGAAUUUGCCUUACUGCCCACCGUUAAUCUAACAGUCAGAAGGAGUCACUUGAUUGAGGAUGUUUUGAAUCAGCUAAAUCAGUUUGAGAAUGAAGAUCUGAGGAGGGAGUUACAGGUUUCAUUUAGUGGAGAAAUUGGAUAUAACUCUGGAGGAGUCAGAGCAGAGUUUUUCCGUUGUCUCUUUGAAGAAAUGACCCGGCCAGAAUAUGGGAUGUUCACAUAUCCUGAAGAGGCUUCCUACAUGUGGUUUCCUGUCAAGCCUAAAUUUGAGAAGAAGAGUUAUUUCUUCUUUGGGGUUCUGUGUGGACUCUGCCUGUUCAGUCGCAAUGUUGCCAACAUCCCUUUCCCGCUGGCUCUGUUUAAGAAACUUUUGGACCAAGUGCCAUCGUUAGAAGACUUGAAAGAACUCAGUCCUGUUCUGGGAAAGAGUUUGCAGACCCUUCUGGAUGAUGAAGGCGAUGACCUUGGAGAAGUAUUCCACAUCCAUUUUAAUGUGCAUUGGGACAAAAAUGAUGUAGACUUAAUUCCUAACGGAAGUCACAUAACUGUCGACCACGCUAACAAGAGAGACUAUGUUUCUAAGUAUGUCAGUUACAUCUUCAACAUCUCUGUAAAGGCGGUUUAUGAAGAGUUUCAAAGAGGAUUUUACAAAGUGUGCGACAAGGAGAUUAUUGAAUUUUUCCAUCCGGAAGAACUCAAGGAUGUGAUUAUUGGAAAUACAGAUUACGACUGGGAAACAUUUGAAAAGAAUGCACGUUACGAACAAGGAUAUGACAGUUCACAUCCCACCAUAGUGAUGUUUUGGAAGGCUUUACACAAAUUGACUUCGGAGGAAAAGAAAAAAUUCCUUGCGUUUCUUACAGGAACGGACAGAAUUCAAUUAAUAGGCUUAAAGAACAUGAAAAUAACAUUUCGCUGUCCUGAAGAUUUGAAUGAGAAAGAUCCCAUAAGGGCACAGACGUGUUUCAGUGUCCUCUACCUCCCUAAAUACUCUACAAUGGAAAGAGUAGAAGAAGCGCUGCAAGUAGCCAUCAACAGCAACAGAGGGUUCGGCUGACUGUACCUCUCACUCUUUCCCCCUUUCGGGAGAUACUUUCAAAAAUAAAGUUAACUCAGAAAUGAACAUAAAAGUCUUGCUGACUGUUCAGUGUGUUUACCUGCUUUUUUAGAAUGGCUGUUUUUGCAUGUAAGAUGUAUUAGUAGUGAUACAGAUUAGGCUGUUAAAACAAGGUGACCCUGAAACCCAGUGCAUCAGGUGAGACGGAAGGGAUUUUUUUACCUCAUAAACGUCUGGGUGGUGCGUCCAGGGGCUGACGUGGUGGCUCUCCCUCUCACACUGCUCUAGUAAAAGUCACAAAUGACUUUCUUGUUGCAAAUUUCAAUGGAAACUUGCCCAUUUCCAUCUUAAAGGUAUUUAUUGCAUUUGAAACUGUUGACUGCUUUCUCCUCAAAACUCUCAUGAACUGCUAGGCUUUCUUUUUUCUUCGCUGCUUCCUCAUUUCCUUUGCAUGUUUCUCUUACACUCCCUCGACCUAAAGUGCUAGCGUGGGCGUCUUUUCCCAGUCUGCACGUACUCGUCGUCGCCAUGGAGUCAGUUAUGACUUCCAUGCUGAUGGUACCCAGAUCUCUCUCUCUCUUUGCCUGACAGGAACUGAUAAGAGUCCAGCACUGCAGCCAUCGUUCUGCGUGCCCUGUGUCUACCUGCAUGCCUCUCAGCUCCUUCAUCGCAGCAUGUUCAAGAAGAAGAUGGCCAUCUUCCUGUACUCAGCUUGGAAUGGUACCACCGAUCCCUCCUACCGCCAUCUUCCUUUCCACCCUCUCCUUCCCUCCCUACGUUAAAAGUAUCAGUCAGGUUUUGACAAUUCUAAUUCUCAUCUCCCUCUAAGCCCACUGCCAGUGCUUUAGUUCAGGCUCUCACCAUCUCUCCCAUCGCUGCGGUUGUCUCUCAACUGGUCUCCUUGUAUCUAGACCAACACUGUCCAGUAGAACUUUCCGUGAGGCUAGAAAUCUAGAUCUGCGCCAUUGAAUAAGAUGGACCCCUGCUGUAGUUAAGGUUUAGCUGUUGAAUUUUGAAGAGAGAAAACUUUUGUUGGUAGUAGUGGCAGAAAAAGUGUAAAACUGUGCUGUCCAAUGUAUGGCUAUUUAGCUAAAAUGAGAUUGAAAAUUCAAGUGCUGAGUAUCUACGUGUGACUGGUGGCUACGGUAUUGGUGCAGAUUUGAGCACGUGCCACCCCGGGGGUCCAUGACACACAAAACCUCUGCAAGUUUGCAUGUGCUUUUUCUUUUCCUUUUUCUGGGAAGAAGAGCCAUAUCAGCUGCAUAUAUCAAAACAAUUUUCAAAUCAAGCAAUAACGUCCAAUCUCAUCAACACUGUUAUUCCAGUUCCCAAAUCCAUCCCGACGUGCCUCCUGGUCUCCCCCACAGCCCUGCAUACACAGUGUACCCCAUUCUUGUCGUUUGCAACCAGCUCAGUUUCCUGAACAGGCUGCAGUCUCCUUCCUGUGUUUUCACACAUCGUUUUUCUUCUGCCUGGAACCCUCUGCUCACCCCACCUGCACCCCUCCUGCUUCCUCACCUCCUGUCUUCAGUUCCACCACCUCCUCUGUCUGGGUUAUUCCCAGUCGUUUCUCAGGAUUCGCUGCAGCUGUCAGGCCUGUCUAGUAGAUGCCAUGAGAGUGAAUUAGUAAGUUUGUGGAAUAUGGCUACCUAGCUCAGAAUUCCCCAACUACAGUCUUCUUUCAGUUUCCUUCCCAGAGCUUAGCUGCCCGUGGUCCCAGGAGUUAGCUGGAAGUGCCACCUAGUGGCUGGUGCAGAAGAUAGCAGUCACUUCCAAAUGGAGCAUUCCAGUAAGUGGCACAAAACGCCCGUCCCCUUUCCACACACAGUGAGACUCUACUAUGGCUCUUGGCUGUACCAUGUAAUUCCUUAUUUCCUGCCUCACGUAAAACUCCCACCAGGUCUGCGACAACUUCCAUGUCACAGAUGCAGAGUCUGAAGUUCAAAGAGCCUUCCUUAAAAGCCCACUCUGCAGGAAUGGAAGAAAAUGAAGAGGGAAAGUAGGUCGCGACCAGUCCUUUCUUGCUCCCUCAGGGUGGAAAACCCCCACUUAGAAAGCUGGUGGGAAGGAGUUUAUUCACAAGGUGGCUAAAGAUGGUCCCCGACAGUGAUGCGGUGAGGACAGUAGGCAAGGUAGUCUUGCUGAGAGGCUCUGGGGAGGCAGGAGGCCCCUGCCACUGUGGAGUCGGCUAAUUAUUGGGGAGGAAGAGUGGGGAGAAGUCCCAGUUAGUGAAAGAAUCAGGCCGUAUUUCUCACGGUGGGUUUACACUGCGACAGCUAUAGGUGGUGAGGUCAGUGUCGUGAUGUGCGUGGCAUUCUGUAACGGGAAGCUGGUGCAGGAAUCCCCAUAACGGACAGAAAGCAAGGAUGAUGUGCUUGUGAGGAACUUAGGAACGUGAGAAAACUGGAGAAUUCCCAAGAAAGUGUGUCAUAUCUCAGGGGGCCACUAGAAGCAGCAGCAUGUGGUAGACAAAAUUCAGCAGACCUAUAUUCCAUUAUUGUCCGUGUCUCUAACGCUUGACUCCAGCAAGUGACUUGGAACCACUGAACCUUACUUAUGCCGAACAUACAGAUACUGGUUUUCUGGGGUUAUUUUUGGUAACAGCUUUAUUGAUACACAAGUCUCAUAACAUAUAAUUCAGCCAUGUACAUUGUACAACUCAAUGGAUUUAGUAUAGUCACAGAAUCGUGCAAUCAUUGCCACAGUCGAUUUCAGAAUACAGUGCUUGUUUUAUCAGCAAAAUUCUUUCAUUUACACUGACCAUAGUGAGAUUUAGGGCAAAUUAAAAAGAAAAAUAAUGCCAUUUCAGGAAAUGAUGGAUAUCUCUAUUGUCUUCCGUGUUAUUUGUAUAUUGCCAUAGAGUUUUUUUUUUUUUUUGGCUGCAUUGGGUCUUUAUUGCUGCGCACUGGCCUUCUCUAGUUGCAGCGAGCGGGGGCUACUCUUCGUUGCGGUGCGUAGGCUUCUCAUUGCGGUGGCUUCUCUUGUGGAGCACGGGCUCUAGGCAUGCAGGCUUCAGUAGUUGCAGCACGUGGGCUCAGUAGUUGUGGCACGCAGGCCCUAGAGUGGGUGGGCUUCACUAGUUGUGGCGCACGGGCUUAGUUGCCCCGCGGCAUGUGGGAUUUUCCCGGACCAGGGCUCGAACCCGUGUCCCCUGCAUUGGCCGGCGGAUUCUUAACCACUGUGCCACCAGGGAAGUCCUUGCCAUAGUUUUUAAAACAUGACUUGUACUACAGUAUAUACAUUGAAUUAAUGCAACAGGAAACACAUCCAACCUCGUUUU